Molecule: messenger RNA, 4437 nt
Organism: Podospora pseudopauciseta
Lineage: Eukaryota; Fungi; Ascomycota; Sordariomycetes; Sordariales; Podosporaceae
Exons: 3
Coding region: 1-4437 (1478 amino acids)
Molecular function (GO): polygalacturonase activity
Source: RefSeq, a predicted model, not a curated record
AUGGUUGACAACCAACAUAACUACUACAAGGCAGCACCUGAUAAAGGAAUACACAAUGGCCCAGUCUGGGCUUACUCAGGGAGCCUGGACAGUUAUCUCAGGAAUCUCCGUCAGGGUACUGUCCUUCGCGGCGGCUACAAAGGCGACAGCGCCAUCAAGUCAACGAGUUUCACUUCCAAAAGCAAGCGGCAGUCGUCAGACUUUUGGCUCGCAAGUUUAGGCCCUUUGGGCACUCAACCACAUGCUGGCGGAGAUAAUUACCAGUUCUUCCGUAAUGUCGUCGAUGACUUUGGCGCCGACAAUACGGGAGAAACUGAUGCCAGUGAGGCCCUCAACGCGGCCUCUGCCAGCUGGAACAAAGACUCAGCCGGUGACUCUCGUACGCGGUGCGGCGAGGAGUGCGGCAAUACUUUCUCGCAAGGCGCAAUCGUCUACUUCCCUCCCGGUACCUACAAGAUCUGCUCGCCUGUGGUUCAGUAUUAUUACACGCAGUUCAUAGGCAACCCAAACGACAUGCCCGUCAUUAAAGGGUGCGAUGACUUCAAAGGCAUCGCUCUCUUUGACGUGAACCCCUACAUUCCUGGUUCUUCAGGAAAGCAGUGGUAUAUCAAUCAGAAUCAGUUCUUUCGGCAAAUCCGAAACUUUCGCUUUGACCUCACUGAGAUGCCCGAGUUGACGGGUGAGAAUGACCAGAACCUGGCACCCACGGGAAUCCAUUGGCAGGUCUCUCAAGCCACAUCACUGCAAAACCUGGUGUUUGAUAUGCCUAAGACAAGCAGCACAACGGCUGUGGGUAUCUUCACCGAGAAUGGCAGCGGCGGGUUUGUCUCUGACAUCGAAUUCAACGGGGGCAACAUCGGCUGGCGCGCGGGCUCUCAGCAAUAUACUGCGCGCAACCUUGUUUUCAACCAGUGCAAGACAGCUGUUCAGAUGAUCUGGGACUGGGGCUGGAACUGGCAGCAAAUCACAGUUAACGGUGGUGGCGUCGGCUUCAAUAUCUCAGGAGUGGGUGGUGAUGCCGGCCAAGGAAUAGGCAGUGUUUCCAUCAUCGAUUCCAAGAUCAAUGAUGUAAUCAUUGGUAUCCUGACGAAUGACCUUCCCAGUUCACCAAACAUCGUCCUCGACAACACUGUUUUCGAGAAUGUGGUCAGCCCAGUCCUCGCAGAAGGCAACGGUGGCACCCUUCUCCGUGGAAACACAGACCUGUGGGCUACGGGAAAGCGGUACAAUGGCUCAGAAGGCUCUAUCCAGACCGGCCCCGUUGAAGCACCUGGCAGGGGUGAAGGACUUAACGGCGACGAUGGUAAGCUCUUUGUACGAUCACGGCCACAGUACGGAAGCCGUGGUACUGAUGCCUUCUUGGUCGCGACUACGGAUGGGAAGUGCAAGAACGACGCGACCGGUGACCAGGCCUUCUGCAUCAACAGCUUCCUACAACGUGCUCUGGAGGAAGACAAGAUCGCAUACUUUCCGGCCGGAGUAUAUGCGGUUGGAUCUACAGUAUUGAUUCCUACCGGGUCCAUCGUGCAAGGCUCCUUGUGGUCUCAGAUCCUUGGGUCUGGGUACUACUUCAGCGACAUGAAAAAUCCAAAGGUCAUGGUUCAAGUCGGCAACAAAGGCGACAUUGGCACGCUGGAGAUCAAUGACAUGUUAUUUUCGGUACGUGGCGCUACUGCGGGUGCCAUUAUGAUGGAGUGGAACGUUGCAGCGGUCUCUCAAGGAGCAGCCGCGAUGUGGGAUUCGCAUUUCCGUGUCGGCGGCGCCUUGGGCACUGACCUUGACCUCACUACAUGUCCAAAGUUCACCAACAAAGCCGAGUGUAUUGCCGCCUCUAUAAUGUUCCGGAUUACCCCCCAGGCUAAUGGCUACUUUGAGAAUGUGUGGGCGUGGGUCAGCGAUCAUGACAACGAUAAGACGAUUGUCGACGUCCCCGAUUCAAGCUCCACACAAAUUUCCAUUUUUGGUGCCCGGGGCAUGCUCAUUGAAUCCCAGGGCCCAACCUGGUUCUAUGGCGGUGGCUCCGAGCACUCGGUUCUCUACAACUACCUCAUCAGCGGCGCCAAGAGCGUGUACCUGGGCCAUAUCCAGACCGAGUCGCCUUAUUAUCAGCCCAGACCCAGACCUCCGGAGCCUUUCCGCGCUGCCGCCUCCUUUCCCAACGACCCAGAUUUCAGUGACUGCGAGGUCACAGGCGAUGGGCGGGAUGAUCGUUGCAACUACGCCUGGGGCUUGCAGAUCAUUGAUUCAAAGGAUGUCAUGAUUCACUCUGCCGGCCUUUACAGUUUCUUCAACGAGUAUCUUCAGGACUGCAUACCUACACACAACUGCCAGGACCGCAUCCUCGAAGUGAAGGGCUCGACCGGCGUGGUCAUCUUCAAUUUGUUUACGGUUGCCACCGUCAACAUCGCCACUGGCAUCGACGACACCAGCAUCCCGCAGGAUAGCAAUCAGCGUGGCUUCACUACCGAGAUCAGCGUGUGGGUACCUCUUCCGGGGUCAGACAAUGUCGAUAUUGUGUUUGUCGAUACCAAUGUGUGGAACACACCAACUCUCAGUUGCCCGGCCAAGUCCUGUAUGAUGAUUCUCCCGACAAGCUCCCUGGAAUCACCGACCACCAUCCAUCCCAGCAGCUACACGACCUCGCUGGAGUAUGGAGAAAUCUCCAGCACCACUAUCGGGGGCGUUCCGACGACGGUCUUUGUGACCACAACUACUACCGUAACUCUUUCGAUCCCCCCGAUUGUCACUGAUGGGAUCCCCUUUUCCAACGUCAACGUCUCAACGACAGGAGCGAUGCCCAUCACCCUUUAUCCAAGCGUGAACGUCCCACCUGUUAUUGUCACGUUGCCAGAUGGGCAGGGUAGCGAGACCACUCGAACCGUCACCGUUCCACCUUGGCCUCAGAUUGAUGGUGGUCCCUUAGUUAUGUACACCGAUCCGGCGACACUCAAUAGCAGUACGGGCCAACUGGCCAAGAAUACCACGUAUUUCACCCCCAUCAGCACCCUCUUUACGGUGCGGGGAGCCACAGUGACAACAGUAACGUUUCCAGCUUCGACAGAGGUCUUUACUAUCGACUGUCCCGCGACAACAUCGUUGGUCUUCGCCACGCCAGCAAUUGCAGUUGCCACUACGUGUACCGAAAGUGCCGAACUGACGCUUAACUUCGCGUGCCCAACUACGCGGGUGUUCACAUUCCUCGGGCCUGACCUGGCGGAUGCUACCGUUGACUGCUCUCUAGUGACAGCCUGGAAGACUGGGUCUACCUCGACCGAGGAGCCGCUACCUGUCUUCACUACCUGGCCUCAAGGUGGAAGGAUCGUGCCAGAAGAGGAGGAAAUCGACGAACCUGAGCCGGACGAGGACGGCGACGGCGUACACGUUCCCUGCAAGGCCUGGUUCUUCUUCUUCUGCAUCUCCUUUGGAGAGGUCCGGAUCGGUUCCUGGCACUGGACCUUGCCUCCGGGAAUCUACGGGCCCGGUCCCCCGCCGAUUGGCAUCAUCCACCCUCCUCCGGGAAUCGACAUCCGCGGUAACCUCCCCAACUGGCCGCGGAUUACCAUCGGAUGGGACUACCGCCUCACCACCGAGUCGGAACCCGAGUGCACCAAGCAGACGGCUGAGGCUUGCACCACAUCCAACUUUGUCACGGACGGCACGACAAGGUCUUCGACUACACGGUGCGAGACCAUCACCGGUUGCUCCAUCAGCGUCUCGGACUCCACCACCGAUGUGUUCGGAACCCAAACAGCUGCCCCUAUCGGCAUAUUCAACGACGAGUCAUGGGCCACCAUGACGAUGGGUGAUGAAUACACCAACGCGGUGUUAGCAGCUCUAGAAUCACGCCUCGCCCGCGAGGAGGCCAGUGCCGGAGCCACCACCAUCCAAUUCACCUCAGGCGCCACCCCCGGACCAACCUGCCAAGGCGGGAGCACCGCCUGCGGCGGCACCGUCUGUUCCGGGUACUGGUGCAACCCGUCCCCAACCGCACCACCGCCAGGCUUCCGCGACCCAAAAGACCCCAGUUCAGAAGGCUACGUCGCACCGACAACAACAAUCAGCGACACCACAAGCACAUCCUCCUCUCCCACAAGCAACCCUAACUUCACCCCUCUCACCCGCGGCCCGAUCGGCUGCUUCGACGAGGCCGACUUCCCCGGCCACGGCGACAUCCAAAGCGGGGAACAAAACGACGGCUCCCUCGCUUUCAGCGACAUCCGGCUCGACAUGGGCGACGACGACACGAUCGGACCGGGGGAUAACCCGAUACGCCUGCGUUGGACGGACGGGAAUGAUGUCAACUACGAUUACCAGGCUGAGUGGGUGGCCGGUUGCGAAACGGAGGUGGCGAGGCAGAGCUUUGGGUUCCCGUUGGGAAGCCCGAGUUCGAUUACGGCUUAUCUUUUGGUCAGGGAGGAUUAUACAAUGUUUUUGUAG